UAGCUUUGUUGGUGGGGUCCUCACUCCUCACAUAUGGACAGCUGUUGCUGAUACCACUUUUGACCCCACACUCUUAGAACCCUCAUUCAUGGCGUAUGAACUCUCUAUCUCUCUCUGCACCACCCUUCUUUCCUCUCAGACACCCACCAUUUCCUCAAUUUCAAAGCCUAAUACUUGUUAAUUUUUCUGGGUUUUUUUUGGGUACAUUUUUUGUGGGAACUUCGGGUGUAUUUGGGUGUGCAUUGGCGGAGUGACAGAAGUGCAGGCAUGAGAGACGGGGUGUGUAGCAAUUUCAGUGUGCUCAGUGUGUUUCUGUUGGUUCUGUUUCUCUGUCUUCAUGAAUCCCAUUGCAGCCUGCCAAGUUAUAUGAAAGGUUCUGUACUAAUGGAAAAAAGCUCAGAUGCCUUUUUACCUGAGAUCUCCCCAAGUGGUUCUCCACAGCCAUUUCUUCCUCUUCUUGCUCCUUCACCGCUGACACCAUUCACAACAAAUAGCACUAUCCCAAAAUUAUCAGGACUUUGUAGUUUAAACUUCUCUGCUGGUGAAAGUAUGAUCAGCAUGACAUCAAUUGAUUGCUGGGCUGUAUUUGCUUCAGUUCUGGCUAAUGUAAUAUGCUGUCCGCAGUUGAAAGCUACACUACACAUUCUCAUUGGCCAAUCCAGCAAAGACACCAAUCUUCUCGCUUUGAAUGGGACGCUGGCAAAGCACUGCCUCUCGGAUGUUGAGCAAAUUCUAGUGAGUCAGGGUGCCAGUGAUAAACUUCAUCAGAUAUGCUCAAUUCAUCCAUCAAGCCUCACUGAAGGCUCUUGCCCAGUCAAAGAUGUUAAUGAGUUCGAGAGCAUUGUGGAUUCUACUAAGCUGCUUUCUGCAUGUGAACAAAUUGAUCUUGUGAAAGAAUGCUGUAAUCAAAUAUGUCAGAAUGCCAUAUUAGAAGCAGCUAGAAAAAUCGCACUGAAAGCUUAUGAGCUUUUGAGUGUGGAUCCACCCCAUGCACUGCCUGAACACUCGACUAGAGUUGAUGACUGUAAAAAUAUUGUACUGCGAUGGUUGGCAAGUAAACUCAGUCCUGGCCGAGCCAAGGGUGUUCUUAGAGGACUAUCUAAUUGUAAUGUUAAUAAAGUUUGUCCUCUGGUUUUUCCUGACACAAGACAUGUUGCAAAGGGCUGUGGAAAUGGGACAAGCAACCAGACGGCAUGCUGUAGUUCUAUGGAGAGGUAUGUGUCUCAUUUGCAAAAGCAGAGUUUGAUAACCAACUUGCAAGCUUUGGACUGUGCUGCAUCACUUGGAAUGAAGUUACAGAAGGCAAAUAUUACGAGAAAUAUUUAUAACCUCUGUCGAAUUACCCUCAAGGAUUUCUCUCUCCAAGCCGUUGGACAAGAGUCUGGAUGCCUUUUGCCAAGCUUGCCUUCAGAUGCAACAUUGGACAAGUCUUCAGGGAUAAGUUUCAUUUGUGAUCUGAAUGACAACAUUCCAGCUCCUUGGCCUUCUUCAUCUCAAUUACCAGCUUCAUCAUGCAAUAAAACUGUCAAAAUUCCUGCACUUCCUGCAGUCGCAUCUGCUCAAAGUGGUCUUUACAGUGAAGAUACAAUGCCACGGCUGCUCUUUACCUCCUCUAUGGUUCUCAUGAUGCUCCUGUAAUUUUGUUUUCUUCACAUUGAGCAGAAAGCAGAAGAAGCUUUUCCUCUCAUACAAAACCUACCACUUCUUUUAGAACUAGGAAAAUUGGAUGAAGACUAUGUCAAAGAAGCUUAUAUCUUCAACCAGGUCUCCCCCAUCUGUUCAAGUCUAUCUAUCUCAACAUGAGGUGAAUCCAAGUCUCUGUUUCAGAUCAAAUAUCAAUUCAUGAUUCUUGCAUGCUGUUGUAAUAAAAAAUUUUGUAAGUAAUAUCAGAAAAGUGAGGAAGGAGGUUCAAUAUUGUAACUAUCACUACUUUAUAAUCAAAUUGUAAAUUUGGAGUGCUAAAGAAAGCAGCCGGGUUGUAAGUAUUUUGGUUUCUCGUCUUCUGGUAUGAACUAAUUGCCUGCAUUCUGGCUAAAUUUCUGAAAAUCCAGUGGUUUAUUAC
Vitis riparia (riverbank grape) is the source of this 2062-nucleotide messenger RNA. RefSeq lists its product as uncharacterized. Bases 268 to 1638 code for a protein of 456 amino acids. The transcript has 8 exons. Gene Ontology annotation, cellular component: plasma membrane. NCBI's taxonomy places the organism in Eukaryota, Viridiplantae, Streptophyta, Magnoliopsida, Vitales, Vitaceae. The record is from RefSeq and is a predicted model, not a curated record.